This is a messenger RNA of Cryphonectria parasitica EP155, 728 nucleotides long. RefSeq lists its product as uncharacterized. Lineage: Eukaryota; Fungi; Ascomycota; Sordariomycetes; Diaporthales; Cryphonectriaceae. The transcript has a single exon. The annotation marks the transcript as partial. The record is from RefSeq and is a predicted model, not a curated record.
CUCCUCCCCCGCCGCCUCCACCCAUGCCGGCAUCAUCGCCUGCAGGCGCUCCCCCUGGCCCUCCGCCACCUCCGCCGAUGCCUGGAAUGGGAGCACCCCCUCCUCCUCCAGGUCCAGCGCCAGGCGCCCUGCCAUCGGGCCCACCGGCUGCAGGUGGGAGGCCGGCCGGGUUCCUAGGCGAGAUCCAGGCGGGCAGGGCGCUCAAGAAGACGACGACCAAGGACAAGAGCCAGGCGGCUGUUGCGGGAAGAGUCUUGGAUUAGUGUGACGGCAAUCGCGUGAAGUGGACCGAGGGGCAGGGAAACGUUGUGGUUGGCGAGGAGGGAGAAGAUGGCGACGAAGAUGACGAGGACUGGAACCAGGCCACACCUCUCUCUGGUACCAGUGAGGAUCUAAGUCCUACGGUGCCAAUCCAGGACUAUCUUGAUUGCGUUGAGGAGACGUGGAAUGUUGUGUAUGAUGGCGAUUCGAGUGAAGAAGGGAAGAGGGAAGAUCAGAUGGGGAAGGGGUGUUCUGGCCUGAGCUCUCGGACCAGGAUGUCAUCUGCAGGCGACUCCCUCAGCAUGGCACUUCUAAAGUUUUGCGAAGAGCAUGGGAUCGAGAGGGAUGGCUAGGCUCCAGCAGGUCAGAGACGAUGGAUCUAGGUUGGGAGUUGUGUGUGGGAGGAGGGGUCACCUUUUUGGUUCCUGCGUCUAUAGUACUUUAUAUCAUCAUCACAUUAGUCCUAC